GUUGACUUUCGGUUCACAUUGGUUUUUGCCAGUUGUAAUCGCGAAACUAAGCAAUGUAGCUACACAAUUUUGGGCGUGAGUUUGCAACGAAAAUACUUAAGCGAUUUAAGUGAAAGUUUUAGCUGGCUUGUUGAUUUUAAUCCUCUAGAAUAAUUUAUUCUGUGAGAGACUUGGGACUGAUCACCCUGCAUUCCAACCCUGUGAGAAAUCUCCCCCCGGAUUACGGUUCGGCAUAGAGCAAACAUUUUUUUGCGUUUGUUAUGCUAGAGAGAGAAAGUCGGCAGAAAUUCGGUGAAAUAUUGUCUUUUUAGGGCAAAAACAAACAUAGUAAAUACAUUGAUGUGGUGGAUUGUGGGGAUCGCGACUUGUAGGGGGCGGAAUUGCCGCACAACUAUUCCAGGCGCCACCGUGCGAAACUGGAAGGGAUAGUCAGCUGGCCUCAGCGUCGCGACGCCGUAUAUGCCAGUCGACGUCAGGCGUUUGUUUGCUCUAUUUCGACGUCACUGUUCCGGUUCCGGUGUCGUUAACCCGAAACGUUCUGUUUUCGUCCAAAAUCAACGUUCCAAAGCUGCGAGCGAAACCACUGAAAAACUUUAUCCAGACGUUCCACGGGCUUCUUGUGCCACAGUGAAAGGACAUCAUGACAUGUUGUGAUGAGUAACGGUGUUUAGUGUGCGGUUUACUUUGACAUGACUUUGACUGGAUAAGGACAAAAAACGGACAAUGGAGCUGGUCCUGCUGGUGAUUUUAGCGUCCUGCGUUGCUGUCCAUCACUGCGGAAGCUCCUGGCAGGAGAACGUCAGGCCGAAGAUGUAUGUUCAAUUAGGGGCUGAGGAUGACGUUCAUCGGUUUUCCGGAAACGACACCCACACCGACUACUUCCGGUUGGUUAUGAGGGAUGGCGAGUCUCUUCUCGUCGGUGGCAGGAAUGUGGUCUACAAUCUGACGUUUUCCGAGCUAGGCGAACAACAGCGACUCAUUUGGUACUCAAACGAGCACGACGCUAAAAUGUGUGUAAUGAAAGGAAAGGAUGAGGAAAACUGCCAAAAUUACAUCCGAGUAAUGGCGAAAACUGCCCAGAGCCGUUUGUUACUAUGCGGAACAAACGCCUUCAAACCGAUUUGCCGUGAAUACAACGUUCUUAGCAGGAAUUACACGUUUGAGAAGGAAAAGGCAGGCCAGGCCCUCUGCCCUUAUGAUCCACGUCAUAAUUCAACGGCGAUUUAUGUCGAUGGCGACCUGUAUACGGGCACAGUGGCCGAUUUUAGCGGAAUGGACCCCAUUAUCUAUAGGGAACCGUUGCAGACCGAACAAUACGAUUCGAUGAGUCUAAACGAAUCAACGACGGAGCUAAUCGAUGGUAAAUACGGCGACGUUUCGGCCCAACUAAUCUAUGGCACGUUCACAACUCCCCCCAACAGUAUUUCGGGCAGUGCGGUUUGCGCUUUUAGUCUGCAGGAAAUCACCGAUACUUUCGAGGGAAACUUUAAAGAACAGGCAGCGAUUAAUACGAACUGGCUGCCAGUGAUCAGCAACAAAGUGCCGGAUCCUCGGCCAGGCCAAUGCCACAACGACAGCAGAACUUUGCCAGAUUUAACGCUAAACUUCAUCAAAACUCACUCGCUUAUGGACGAAAGUGUGCCGAGUUUCUUUGGACAACCGAUUGUAAUUAGAACCAGUUUUCAUGAAUGUGUGGCUCUCCAAGAUCCGUACUGCGCCUGGGACAAAGUCCAAGGCAAAUGCCGCUCCAAGGGACCAGGAAAAUGGGGCGAAGAAAGCUACUUCUUCCAAAGUGUGGCGAGUGGGGAGCACAUCGCUUGCCCGCCCCUUAAGAGUAAAGAUGCCGGAUACGUGGGGGGACUCAGCUCCAACCAGCCGAAAUUCAACGAGCACAUGCCCAACAAGGAUCAACCGGACGGCCAGAUUAUCAACAUCAUCCAGGAAAAGCCUUAUGAAAACAUCGGCCCAUCCGUAACAGCAACGGACGCUCUUCCCAAUCAAUACUCAGUGGAAACGCUCAUAACGGCUGUAGUAGCAGGCGCGGUUUCUGCCCUGGUAGUGGGAUUUAUUGCCGGUUACUUAUGCGGCCGCAAAUGCCAUAAAGAUGAAGAUGACAACCUACCAUACCCCGAUACGGAGUACGAGUACUUUGAGCAGCGGCAGAACAUGAACAGCCGAAUCACUGCCGAGCCGAAGCUGCUGCCACAAGAGGAAGUGACGUAUGCCGAGCCGGUGCUCGUGCCGCAGCCUCCUCCCAAAAACUACUCGCCCAAGAGCACCCUGAGGAAGGGCCCGCACCAAAACAAUGCCGAAACGUUGUUCCAGUUUCAAGAUGGCGGGUACAACGGCCGCGACAACUACAGAGGACGCGAUAACUUUGGUACCUUGAGGUCGCACCAGGGUGACAACUUCCGACGGCCCGACGGCUUUGCUACCACUCGCAGUGUGAAGAAGGUUUAUCUCUGAGAAAACAGUGAGGAGGGUGCGGGAGGCAAGCGCACCCAAGGCCAUCGGCAAGGUCACAGCGCGCUGCCCACCAGUGGCGGCUCGUCAAGCAGCCCCUCCCCGCCCUCCUCGACGCCCAGCCCCACUCCUCCUCACACUGCCUCUUUCAUUUACCGCGCUUAGCCCCAGCAGCGCUACGCCGGCCCGUUCUGGACCUAUUGGAGAUUGUACUGAGUCGGAGUUGCGCCGACUACACAACGCUCCAAGCGGAGGUAAUGUUGCUGUCAGAGGGUGGCGUUUUAUUGGCAAGUAGCAACGACAAUUGCCCAAGUUUUAACUAUCGUCCGGGUUUUUGAAGGGAAAAGAUGCGGAAAUCACAAAAAAAUAAUUCUCUACUUGGUCGAGCAAUGAAACGUUCGGCGUGCUUCGGGCAACGUGAAUUUGUGUCACUUUACUCCAAAGUAGCUUUCUUUCGUGUAUCUCUCGUCUUCCAAAUAAUUCUUCUGUUGUGUUUAAGAGCAUUAAUUAGUCGUUGACACAAAUGAGAACCGAGCGCAAUACAGGUACUUUGUUCCAAAUGGUAAUGUUUUGUUUUUUCAACAUUCAAAAGAGUGCUACUUUGUUAUUCUGUCCCUGCAAACUGGCGAUAUCGGGGAUCUCACGUAAUCCCCAAUAGUUGCUAUUCGGAACAAAGCCUGAUAUUGACCGACAGCCGGAUGAUGGCAACAGUACUUUCCCCGAAGAUGUAGAAGUAAAAAUUGAAGGUGACUUUCCACCAAAAAAAUGGUAGUCAUAUAGAAUUAGAAUAAUUUUUAAAUUUCAAAAUUAGAACUACUUAGAAAUUAGACUUGUAAUGAUUAUUAUCGCCGAAUGGUUUGGCACAGUUCCAUCAGUUUUUCGAGACUCACUGAAUGGAUCUGGGCUAAACUGGUCGGCAAUUCCUAAGAAACCAUAGAAUAUUGAGGCUCGUACUAGACGCACCUCAAACGACGUAAUCUCAAAUGAUUAAUAAGUGCUUCUUAUUGAUGUGUUAGAUAAGGAUACCAUGUAAAAUAGAUUGUUAUUAUUUUAGCAACAAUGUGAUUAGACUUGUGUCAAGUUCUUUCCUUUACUUGGUUGAAGAGAUGCCUAAUCAGUUGAUGAUUUCAAUGUUUGCCCGAAAACGUCCAGAUCGUACUAAAAAACUUUCCUAUUCUCACGCAUCUCAAGGAGUUUUCCUGCGUAACUGCGUCUUAGCUUACGGAAGAAGCAAAU
Dendroctonus ponderosae (mountain pine beetle) is the source of this 3699-nucleotide messenger RNA. Its product is annotated as semaphorin-1A. The record is from RefSeq and is a predicted model, not a curated record. Gene Ontology annotation, molecular function: semaphorin receptor binding; chemorepellent activity. Lineage: Eukaryota; Metazoa; Arthropoda; Insecta; Coleoptera; Curculionidae. Gene Ontology annotation, biological process: negative regulation of axon extension involved in axon guidance; neural crest cell migration; semaphorin-plexin signaling pathway.